UUUCUCUCGCUGUGAUACUCGAAAAGACAAACCGUAGCAACUAGCAACUGAAGGCGUCCUUGACCCCAGAGUCAUCAUCGCCAUUCACCAACAUCGGAUAUCUCUUCUUCCUCCCACUCUUCGUCCGUCUUCAAUCAACUCACUACACUCCGCUUCGAUCUGAGGCAAAUUAUCUACACUUUAGUCUCAAUGAACAUCAAAUUUCUCUUCCUCCUCCCCCUCUUCACUUCGCUUCCCCAUCAACACCGACAUCUUUAAGUCCGAUCAAUAUAGACCUUAUUCUCCCCUUUCCUAUCUUCUCGUUCCUUCUUCUUCUACAAUCGUCAAUGGCGGAUGACGAACGGCUCCAAGAUCUCCCACAAGUUCUUGUUCUCGGUCCUCCAACUACCUUCCCACUCAUCCAAUCACUUUGCUCUCACAAGUUCCAUUUCCUUAACCCCGAAACCUCUUCUCUGCCGCUGCACCAAUUUCUCGCCUCCGACAACCGUGACCCUUCAUCCAUUCGCGCCAUUCUUUGCUCCCCCAGAUCUCGCGUCUCUGGCGAGGUCCUUCAGCUACUUCCUUCCGUCGGCCUUGUCCUCACCACCAGCGUCGGAUUGGACCAUAUUGAGUUGGCCGAGUGCCGCCGUCGUGGAAUCCAGGUCGCUGGCGCGGGGACAGUGUUCACGGAGGAUGUCGCCGAUAUGGCGGUAGGUUUGCUGAUCGACGUUGGUGUAAAGAUUUCGGCGGCCAGUCGGCACGUACGGUCUCGGGUUGGGUCUGGCGCUGGCGCGUUCAAUUUUCCCACAGGCUUCAAGUUAAGAGGCAAGCGAGUUGGGAUUGUGGGCCUGGGAAACAUAGGCACGGAAACAGCAAAACGGCUUGAAGCAUUUGGUUGCAUCAUAUCGUACACCUCAAAGAACAAGAAGCCAUCCGUAUCAUACCCUUUCUAUGAAACUAUAUUGGAGCUGGCAUCAGUCUGUGACGCACUUAUCCUCUGUUGUGCUCUCAACCAAGAGACGAGGCAUAUGGUGAAUAGGGAAGUGAUGAUGGCGAUGGGAAAAGAAGGAAUCAUUGUGAACGUUGGAAGAGGGAGCCUCAUAGAUGAGAAGGAAUUGGUGAAGUGUUUGGUGGGAAGGGAGAUUGGAGGAGCUGGUUUGGAUGUGUUUGAGAAUGAGCCUCAUGUUCCUCCACAGCUUUUUGAAUUGGAUAAUGUGGUUCUGUCUCCUCAUGCUGCCGUCUUCACUUUUGAAUCCACAAGGGCUAUUUCUGAACUCAUGACUGCAAAUUUGGAGGCCUUUUUCUCAAAUAGCCCUCUACUUUCUCCAGCCAUUUAGUGCAUUGUUUAAUUGAACUUGUUUAAUUUGCUGUGGAAAACACCAAUGGACUUCUCAACUGUAUUGUGAAGAUCUCUGUGUUCAUAUAUACGUCUCUACUUGCCGACUCAGGUGAUACUUGA
This is a messenger RNA of Neltuma alba, 1438 nucleotides long. RefSeq names its product glyoxylate/hydroxypyruvate reductase HPR3-like. Lineage: Eukaryota; Viridiplantae; Streptophyta; Magnoliopsida; Fabales; Fabaceae. The record is from RefSeq and is a predicted model, not a curated record. The transcript has 2 exons. The coding region runs from base 327 to 1316 and encodes 329 amino acids. Gene Ontology annotation, cellular component: cytosol. Gene Ontology annotation, molecular function: NAD binding; glyoxylate reductase (NADPH) activity; hydroxypyruvate reductase [NAD(P)H] activity.